AUGACUUCAUCCCUUCCAACCAAACUGAUCCAAUCGCUCAGUGAUCUGCACCCCAAACCGUCACAUAUACAUUUCCAGUAUGGUACUGCUGGCUUUAGGACUCUCGGCAGCACGCUCGACUCCGCGCUAUUCCGAGUAGGUAUCAUUGCUGCCUUGAGGAGCAAGAAACUCGAUGGCAGAACGAUUGGUGUAAUGGUCACUGCGUCUCAUAACCCGGAACCAGAUAAUGGUGUGAAACUGGUCGAUCCUCGAGGAGAGAUGCUAGAAGCCGCCUGGGAGGGUCACGCCACGACAAUAUCCAAUGCGUCCACCUCUUCGGAUCUAAUCGAGGCGCUUGAGAGUCUGGUACAAACGGCCAAGAUCGACUUAUCCAAGCCAGCCAAUGUAGUCUAUGCGCGAGACACGCGUCCCUCGGGACCUGGACUAGUCUCUGCCCUCGAAGAUGGUUUCAAGGCUAUGAGCGCGACAUCUCGAAAUGCCGGAGUCGCUACCACUCCCAUCCUCCAUUAUCUCGUAAAGUGCAUCAAUACGAAGGGGACUAAAUACAGUUACGGCGACGACUCCGAAGAGGGUUAUUAUCGAAAACUCAGUACCUCUUACAAGAAACUUGUUGCAGGAAAGGCCGUCCAGCCGCCUCUGAUUGUGGAUUGUGCGAACGGGGUCGGGGCUUUGGCUGCUGAACAACUCAACGAAUAUCUUGGAGACACGUUACAACUUGUUUUGGAAAACACAUCUAUCACUACGCCAGGCGCUCUGAAUAAUGCCUGCGGUGCAGAUUAUGUGAAAGUCUCCCAGAAACUACCACCCUCUUUGUCCAGCGUUCUCAAGCCAGGACAACGUGCUUGCAGUCUUGACGGAGACGCGGAUCGAUUGAUUUAUUACUAUCUUGAUGAUCGCGGUGUUUUCCAUAUGUUAGAUGGCGAUAAAAUCGCCGCACUCGUGGCCGCGUUCAUUGUGGAUUUGGUAAAGGUCGCCGGUCUAGAAGAUCAGAUAAAGGUAGGUGUUGUCCAGACAGCGUAUGCGAAUGGGGCAUCCACUAGAUAUUUACAAGAGCGUCUUCCCGUCAAAUGUGUUCCUACUGGCGUCAAACACCUGCAUCACGCCGCCGAAAGGUACAACGUUGGUGUCUACUUUGAGGCAAAUGGCCAUGGGACCGUGCUAUUUUCUCAACCAACCUUGGACAAACUCGCAGAAUAUCAGCCCUCCACGCCUGCUCAGUCCAGAGCUGUCGAACAUCUUGUCAGUUUAACUGAGCUCAUCAACCAAACUGUUGGAGACGCGCUCUCGGACAUGCUCCUGGUAGAGGUUGUGCUUGCGCACAAGUCAUACAGCGGCGAGGAAUGGAAUUCCUUAUAUGUCGACCUUCCUAAUCGCCUAGCAAAAGUUUCCGUUCCAGACCGGAAUACAUUCAGAACCGAGGAUGCGGAGCGUCGCUUGGUCUCUCCACCUGGUCUUCAAACAAAAAUAGACGAGCUUAUCAACAGAUAUCAAGGCGGACGUUCUUUUGUUCGGCCAAGUGGGACGGAGGAUGUUGUUAGAGUGUAUGCUGAAGCGGCACUUAGGACUCAAGCUGACGAGCUUGCCAUGCGCGUUGCUGGGUUGGUAUAUGAUGAGGCAGGUGGAGAGGCAGCUAGUCGACCUAAAGAAUUCUUGUAG
This is a messenger RNA of Lentinula edodes (shiitake mushroom), 1656 nucleotides long. RefSeq names its product phosphoacetylglucosamine mutase. The coding region runs from base 1 to 1656 and encodes 551 amino acids. Gene Ontology annotation, biological process: UDP-N-acetylglucosamine biosynthetic process; carbohydrate metabolic process. The transcript is spliced from 6 exons. The record is from RefSeq and is a predicted model, not a curated record. NCBI's taxonomy places the organism in Eukaryota, Fungi, Basidiomycota, Agaricomycetes, Agaricales, Omphalotaceae. Gene Ontology annotation, molecular function: magnesium ion binding; phosphoacetylglucosamine mutase activity.